AUGACAGAAGCAAACAUAAGCGAAACUUGUGAACAACAUAAGGAUGCAAGUUCACACCGUGGAUUCAGUCAAAAGGUUAGGGGAAUAUUGCUGGAAUCGCCAUCAGUCACAUGUGACAAAUUACCGAAUGUCACAGAUAAAAGUUCGAAAAAAGACAGUCAAGCAGCACCUCAUCGAGGUUUUAGCGAAAAAGCACGAGAGGUACUACUAGAUCGAAAAGCUCCAGGUAUUUUAUUGAUUUCUCACCAAAAUAACUAA
Thelazia callipaeda (thelaziosis nematode) is the source of this 258-nucleotide messenger RNA. NCBI's taxonomy places the organism in Eukaryota, Metazoa, Nematoda, Chromadorea, Rhabditida, Thelaziidae. The record is from the annotation of a GenBank genome assembly.